Engraulis encrasicolus (European anchovy) is the source of this 2703-nucleotide messenger RNA. RefSeq names its product major intrinsically disordered Notch2-binding receptor 1 (gene minar1l). Gene Ontology annotation, cellular component: plasma membrane. The record is from RefSeq and is a predicted model, not a curated record. Lineage: Eukaryota; Metazoa; Chordata; Actinopteri; Clupeiformes; Engraulidae. Bases 1 to 2613 code for a protein of 870 amino acids. The transcript has 5 exons. Gene Ontology annotation, biological process: negative regulation of cell population proliferation; negative regulation of TOR signaling.
AUGAGUGAGGAGUGCGUGAGCGUGGCGGGGGAGCGCGUGGAGAGCCCCCAGGUGCUGCUGGAGAUGCUGGACACGCUGUGCUCGCUGCAGGGCUGCGUCUCCUACGCCGACGUGUGCGUGUGCCUGAGCCGCCGCUUCCCGCUGCCGGCGCUGUGCGAGCUGCGUUCGCUGCUCUACUCCACGGCGUGCCGCGACCCCUGCUUCCCCGCCACGCUCUUCCGCGGCCGCCUGCACCCGGCCGCCACCUCCAGUCUCUCCGCGGCAGCCGACGUGGUCUCCCUCUUCAACCUCAUCACCAUCACGCGCCCGCCCUUCUACACCCUCCCCCUGCCCGCCGAUGCCGGCCAGUCCCUGGCCUUCUCCCAGGCCGCGUUCGGGUACCUCGGGCAGGAUUGGCCAGCCGGAGUGGUGGGUGGAGCAGCAGCGGGAGCAGCAGCAGCAGCAGGAGCAGCAACAGUGGUCAGUCCAGCCGGCGCACAGGCGCACCACUUCACACUCCCCGCGCACCACCCGUACGCACACACACUGGCGCCCAGCAUGCAGGAGGCGCUCGGUGGAGACCCCGUCGGCACAGCUGCUGCUGCAGGGAGCUCCUCCGUGGUGAUGAUGGAGCCCUCUGAGCUCAGUGCAGGGCUGGAGCGCGUGGCGGCCAAGCGCAACGUCUUCAAGGCAGACUUCCACAACGUGCCCCCGCUGGUGGACGCAGCGGACCCGUCGGCCAACCAGCUGCAGCAGGGCUCCAGCAACGAGAGCGUGGACACCGCCGCGCCGAUGAGAGGCAAGAACGAGGACAUCCUCUUCCUGUCCCUGAAGAACCCCUACCCGGACCCUGCCAACGCACAGGCACAGGCGGCGCGCGCCCACUCCCCGCUCUCACACACCUACGCAGAGGUGCGCAGGGACCGGGACCGGGACAGAGUCAAGCACGAGAGCGUGGACGGGGUGGAUGGCUCCUCCUACUUCGGGCCCUCUGCACGUGACUGGCCCCCGGCCGGCCACACCCUGCUGCCCCACAAGAGCCACAGCCUGGAGGAGGACGGCAGCAGAGAUCGUUACCAUGGGGACUUGAGGGACUACGAGGGGCUGAAGGGGUCCCUGUCUGUGGAGUCUGGAGUAGGCGGAGCAGGGUUGGGGGUGGGGCAAAGCGGACUGCCAGACUUCCACCCGGUGGGAACCGCCUACGGAGGCCAGUCUGGACCUAUCGGAUCUAGCCUGGGGGAUUCUGGAGCCAUCGCGUCUAGCUUGGGGGGCUCUAGCACAUUGGGAUCGGCCCAGGCGCUCUCUGGACUAACUGGGUCCGGUUUCAGCAUCUCCGAGUCCAGCGCAGGAGGCUCUGCCGCCGCUGCCCCGGUGGGAUCCAGACUGAGCGGCUCUGGGCCCAUCGGGCUGCAGACUCCCGGCUUCGAGGAGGUCCGCGCCGCCCUGAAGCGGCUGAGCGGGCGGAGCAUGGACAUCCUGUCGCCGGAUUGGACCUCGGGGGCCGAGGGCGUGUCCAGCGUCUGCACGCAGACGGACGCGGCCUCCCGCCUACGCAGCCUCAACAAGCUCUCCUUCGACAACUCCGACAUCGGCGAGGACGACAUCAGCGCCAUAUUCCGUUUCCUCGACGACAUAAGCAUGUGCGGCUCAGUGGCCGCGCUGGUACCGGAGGGCACAGGUGUCGGGGGAUGUGGAGGAGGGGUGGAGGCAGGGGGGGGUCCCAGCUCCCCGGACAGACGGUCGCGUCUGGGCAAACUCAAGAGGCUCUUCCAUUCGCUGGAGGCCCCCGAGGAGGUGAGCUUUGGGGCGGGGCUGGGCGCGGGGUUGGGCCGCCUGCUGGUGCGCGUGUCGGAGGUGGAGAAGCGGCUGGAGCCCCUGGGGGACUUGACGGACACGCUGGCGCACAUCCUGGCGGCCCUGCAGCGGCUGGAGGUGCAGACCAACACGCUGACGCGCAAACACCCCGCCCUCAUGGAGGCGGCGGCGGCCGCGGUGGAUCGACAGGCCCAGCUGCAGCAGCAGCCGUCAAUCAAGGGCAACCCCGCCUCCAUCAGGGAGGGGCGUAGCGUGGGCACGUCAACCGCCAUGGCGACCAGCACGGCGGCCAAGAGAAGGGGCGUGGUGACACGCCGGGAUAUGACUGAGAGCAGCAGCACGUGGAGCGUCAGUUACAGCAAGGAGCAGCACACACACACCACACAGACUGGUGAACACGCUACUGCUAUUGCCGUGGCGGAGAGCUGCAUGGCCGACACUGGACCCCGUCUUCCUAAAAAAGGACUGGGCAAUCGAACGGAGUCAACAGAGGGCCUGAUCUCAGAGCAGUCGUUAACCCCUGCCAUGCUGGUUGAGGCCCACCGAGCGCAGCCAGUCAGGGGGGCACGCAGCCCCAACCUCAGCCAGCGAGACACAUCCUGGAGCCAGUCGGAGAUCACACCUCUGGAGCUGCAGGCACCUGACCCCCUGGAUUUCUGGAUGGAUGAGAUCUACACUCCUGCGUCGGACAGGCUCCUGCAUCACAAGCGGUCCUCGCGGAAGUGUGCCCCCGCCAGAGCGUAUCGCAUCGCAGCCCUCUGCGUCACCGCAGCCGCCAUCCUAGUGCUCAUUAUUGUCAUCCCCAUCACAACGGCAUAGCCGCUCAUUCCCUGCCCUCUCCUUUUAUCUUUCUUGAUUUCUCUCUGUCUUUCUUCCUAUUUUUUCUCUGCUUCCAUCUCUCUCUCUCUC